Arachis ipaensis is the source of this 567-nucleotide messenger RNA. The record is from RefSeq and is a predicted model, not a curated record. NCBI's taxonomy places the organism in Eukaryota, Viridiplantae, Streptophyta, Magnoliopsida, Fabales, Fabaceae.
AUGAGGAAAAAAGUUGUUCAGCAGAAAACCCCUCGUGAAAGGCUUCUCAAACUCCCUGAAUCUUCUAAGUCUCCCACUCAUUCACGAGACCAGACAUUCGCUCCAUCACCUUCUCCUCCUACAUCUCCUUCUCACACUAACCCUAUGGCGCGGACUAAGACCACACUAAGAUAUCAUUCCUCUGCCAAGCCAACGCCACCACCAAAGGAGCCCCCUUCAAAACCUAGUUCUUCGAAACCCAGUUCAUCAAAAGGUAAACGCCUUGCUGCUGCUGAAGAACCAAUCCCUGAGUCAACUCAACCUAAGCCAAGACACUCAUAUCUAAAAAGAGGUGAUUCAGUGAAACAGCAGAAAAAGGAACCCACUCGUUCUGAAAGGGUAGUGCUUGAUAAUGAUGAUGAUGAAUCCGUUCCUGAGGAUUCCCCUCUUCCUUCUACCGAGGGUACCUCAAUCUCAAUUGGACAAAAAUCUGCUCUAUUUGGGUUUGUUAAGGAUGUGGAGGAUGACAAUGCUGCCACUAAUCCUGAAGAGGAAGCUGGUUCUAAUGAGGAUAGUUCGGAUGCCUGA